Messenger RNA from Lycium ferocissimum, 1963 nucleotides. Its product is annotated as coatomer subunit delta. The record is from RefSeq and is a predicted model, not a curated record. The transcript is spliced from 12 exons. Bases 153 to 1745 code for a protein of 530 amino acids. Gene Ontology annotation, cellular component: COPI vesicle coat; cytosol. Gene Ontology annotation, biological process: endoplasmic reticulum to Golgi vesicle-mediated transport; retrograde vesicle-mediated transport, Golgi to endoplasmic reticulum; Golgi localization. NCBI's taxonomy places the organism in Eukaryota, Viridiplantae, Streptophyta, Magnoliopsida, Solanales, Solanaceae.
CGGGUCCUUUCAUAUAUAAGCUCCGAAAACGCUUGUUUUCUCUUUUAUUAUCAUCUGAUUAUUAUUACUCUUCGUUAGCAAGCAUUCUUCACUAAGGUGGUAUACGAUCUAUUGCCUAGGAUCUGAUACAACAAAUCUACUAAGCAGCAAAGAUGGUUGUUCUAGCGGCUUCCAUAAUUUCUAAAUCUGGCAAAGCUCUUGUCUCGAGGCAAUUUGUUGAUAUGUCUCGUAUAAGAAUUGAAGGAUAUCUUGCAGCUUUCCCCAAAUUGGUUGGUACAGGAAAGCAGCAUACAUAUGUUGAGACUGAAAAUGUGCGAUAUGUUUAUCAGCCGAUAGAAUCUCUGUACUUGGUCCUUGUGACGAACAAACAGAGCAACAUUCUUGAAGAUUUGGAGACACUGAGGCUGCUGUCUAAACUAGUGCCUGAAUAUUGUUAUUCACUAGAUGAGGAAGGAAUUGGCAGGACAGCUUUUGAGCUUAUUUUUGCAUUUGAUGAAGUGAUCUCUCUUGGACACAAGGAAAGUGUUACGGUUACACAAGUGAAGCAGUACUGUGAAAUGGAGAGCCACGAGGAAAGAUUGCACAAGUUAGUCUUACAGAGCAAGAUAAAUGAAACUAAGGAUGUCAUGAAGCGUAAAGCCAGUGAGAUUGACAAAAGCAAGAUUGAGAAGAAUAGAGGUGAAAAAGGAGGUUUCAUGUCACUGCAAUCCAUGGGUUCUGGAAGAAUCGAUACUGGCUUUGGCAGCGACUCAGGCAUAUCUAGCACCGGAGGCAGUGGUUUUGGUAGUGGUUCUGGAUUUGGUCUAACCCCUGAUGUGGACACGUUUUCUACCAAAUCCAAGGGUCGUCCAGCUGCAUCUGCUACUGCUCCACCGAAAGGUCUUGGUAUGCAGCUAGGUAAAACACAGAAGACCAACCAAUUUCUGGAAUCCCUGAAAGCUGAGGGUGAAGUAAUUGUCGAGGAUGUGAGGCCAACCGUUGGUCAGGCCAAACCAGCUGCUGCUCCACUAACUGAUCCCGUCACGUUGACUGUUGAAGAGAAGAUUAAUGUAACACUAAAGCGUGAUGGUGGUGUCAGCAACUUUGACGUCCAGGGUACUUUGUCUCUCCAAAUUCUGAACCAAGAAGAUGCGUUUAUCCAAGUGCAGAUUGAAACCAGUGGUAAUCCAGCAAUCCUCUUCAAAACACACCCAAACAUGAACAAGGAGUUGUUUUCAAAUGAAAAUAUUCUAGGCCUUAAAGAUCCCAACAGGCCAUUUCCCACGGGUCAAGGUGGUGAUGGUGUUAGUCUUUUGAGGUGGAGAAUGCAAAGCACAGAUGAGUCAAUUUUGCCUUUGACAAUUAACUGCUGGCCUUCAGUUUCUGGAAGUGAAACCUAUGUGAAUAUUGAGUAUGAAACCCCCGCACAGAUUGAUCUACAAAACGUUGUAAUUUCUGUACCCCUCCCAGCUCUCAGGGAGGCUCCAAACGUACAACAGAUAGACGGAGAAUGGAGGUAUGAUUCCAGAAAUUCUGUUUUGGAGUGGUCUGUAGUUCUCAUUGACAAUUCAAACCGCAGUGGAGCACUAGAAUUUGUUGUUCCAGCAGCCGAUCCGUCGGCUUUCUUCCCAAUUUCUGCACGUUUUACUGCCUCGAGAACCUUCAGUGACGUCAAGGUUGUCAACAUUUUGCCUCUAAGAGGCGGGGCUACUCCCAAGCAUUCUCAAAGAACAACGUUGGCCACGGAGACUUACCAAGUUGUGUGACUAUAAGGCCAGCACCAGAUUGUGCCCCUAUAGCAACAUUAUAGGAUUCAUAUUUUAGUUGAUUUUUGUUCAGACUUGUUUGCCUUUUCCUUGUUCUCCCUUCCAACUUUUUUUGCAACAUGAUCAUGUACGGAGAUGGAAUGACUUUGUUAGGUUGAAUUUUGGAAGUCUUGUGCAUUUAUAGCGUAAGGGAUCAACUUUACGGCAAUUGAAUUGUA